AGAGUGCUGAAGGAGCCUGUUGAGGAGCGGAUGUGAGGGAGGUCAGUAAAAGCUCAGGGAUCAGGAGAGGGCUCGGUAUAAAGGCUGCCCGGGACAAGCAGACGCUCAGAACAGUUCAGCUCUGCUCAUCUUAACGCACACUUCGUUAAACAACUGACCAAAGCUGACACAGCACAGUAGAAUGAGCAUGCGUGGAGCAGUGACAGGUUGCUUGGUGCUGGCGUGCCUUGUGGUGCUGCUGGCUGAGAGGACGGAGGGACACAUCACCUUCUUCAGUCCCAAGGAGAUGAUGCUGAUGAAGGAGAGAGAAGGUAGAAAGGAUAUGGAGCCUCGAUCAGAGGACGGUCAGAUUGAAGAGGUUACAGUCCAACAGCUUCCUGAGGUGGAACAUGGAAAUCCUGAUAAAACAGUGGAGAUUGCCAUUCGUCUUUCACCCAAACAGCUAGCGCAUGUGGCUCCGUUCCUCGAAGAGAUCCUCCAUGAUAUGGUGGAGGAACGUCAGAAAGCCAAAUAGCCAGGGUGAAGACACCAGGGGAUGAACGCUGUACAAACUCUUCAAAAAGCACUGACUGCUCAAAUGUUUUAUUGUGUUUUAAUGAACCAUCCAAUAAAAGGGAAGUGAUUCUUCACACAUUAAA
Messenger RNA from Eleginops maclovinus (Patagonian blennie), 638 nucleotides. RefSeq names its product motilin-like (gene mlnl). Lineage: Eukaryota; Metazoa; Chordata; Actinopteri; Perciformes; Eleginopidae. Bases 182 to 514 code for a protein of 110 amino acids. The transcript has 5 exons. The record is from RefSeq and is a predicted model, not a curated record.